CCCACCAGUGUGCUUCCUUCUUUCUCUCUCUCAUUUUCUCUCUCAACAAGAUACAUGGAUUAACCUACAAGGACUUGUUUUGGAUUUCAUGAUGAACAACACACUUUUCCUUGUCACUCCUGUGUGCUACUUUCUCUUUUUCUAUUUCCAUUUCCACAGUGGAAUGUGUUCCGAGGCUGAGCAUCAACUCUUUUCUGUCAUCUUCGCCAACUAUAACCAGUACAUCAGACCAGUGGAGAAUGUCUCUGACCCAGUGAUAGUCCAAUUUGAGGUGUCGAUGUCCCAGCUAGUGAAAGUGGAUGAAGUUAACCAGAUUAUGGAGACAAAUCUGUGGCUAAGACACAUAUGGAAUGACUACAAAUUGAAGUGGAAUCCCAAAGAUUUUGGAGGUGUGGAGUUCAUCCGUGUCCCUUCCAACAGCAUUUGGAAACCAGACAUUGUGUUAUAUAACAACGCAGUGGGAGACUUCCAGGUGGAUGAUAAAACCAAAGCUCUUCUUCGCUACAAUGGAGACGUGACAUGGAUUCCUCCUGCCAUUUUCAAAAGCUCUUGCAAGAUUGACGUCACCUACUUUCCCUUCGACUACCAAAACUGCACCAUGAAGUUUGGCUCAUGGACCUAUGACAAGGCCAAGAUUGAUCUGGUACUGAUUGGUUCCACAAUCAACCUCAAGGAUUUCUGGGAGAGUGGGGAGUGGAUGAUUAUUGAUGCGCCAGGCUACAAGCAUGACAUCAAAUACAACUGUUGCGAGGAGAUCUACACUGACAUUACCUACUCACUCUACAUCCGUCGCCUGCCUCUUUUCUACACCAUUAACAUGAUCAUCCCGUGCCUGCUCAUCUCAUUCUUAACCGUUCUGGUAUUUUAUCUUCCAUCAGACUGUGGUGAAAAAGUGACGCUUUGCAUCUCAGUUCUCCUCUCCCUCACUGUCUUCCUCUUGGUCAUCACUGAAACCAUUCCAUCCACCUCUUUAGUCAUUCCACUGAUUGGCGAGUACCUCCUCUUCACCAUGAUCUUCGUCACGCUUUCUAUAGUCAUCACCGUCUUUGUGCUUAACGUGCAUUACCGAACACCCAAGACCCACACCAUGCCAUGUUGGGUGCGCCAUGUAUUCCUUAGCCUCCUUCCCAGAAUCAUGUUCAUGACCAGGCCUGAGCGAGACCCAGGGAAGCAAAGAAGUUUCGGGGCCCCUCACCGAUCAUGUUCCCUCCAUUCUUCCACUUCCUUUCCCCAACAUCUCACCAAGCAACAGAGCCUUCCAGGCAGCCUUCCUCGGCGCACUCAGCUCGUGCUCAGCACCGAGCUGAACACCCUGAGUGAGGCUGUUAAGGCUAGCUCAAGUUUCUUGUGCAGAGAUGGGAGAUGUACAUGCUGUUUAAGGCAGCUCUCUACCAAACUGCCCACAGAUGGAACUGGAGGGGCUGGAGUGGGCACUUUGGGGACAGUUAGUGGAACAGGCACAAUGGUAGGAAGCGGAGCAGUACGAAGUAGCUCUUGUUCAAGCUCCGAGUCUCUGGAUGGGGGACUUAAAACUCUCUGCACCCUGUCGCCAGAAGUUCGGGAAGCUAUUGAGAGCGUGAAGUACAUUGCAGAGAAUAUGCGGCUACAAAAUGAAGCCAAAGAGGUUCAGGACGACUGGAAAUACGUGGCCAUGGUGAUUGACAGAAUCUUCUUGUGGGUGUUUAUCCUGGUGUGCAUCCUGGGAACAGCAGGACUCUUUUUACAGCCCCUCCUCAUGGGAGAAGAUAUGUGAUUCUCCAUGAUCAAUCAUAAACAGACUUAAGAAACCUUGACUAAGUGUUAGUGGAGGCGUGCAACUUUAUAAAAGUGUUAGUGGAGGCGUGCAAAUCGAGGAUGUCUACAUCACUCAGCAGUCCUUGCGCCAUAGCUUUUUUUUCCCCCUCAAGAAGACUUCCAUUAAGCCAGUGGAAAACUUCAACUUUUCAACUCAUAUCUAAAGUUCAUGCUUAUUUUUUAAAAUAAAAGUUUAUAACCUAUCAAAGUGUUGUCAUAAGAACUGCAUUAAUGCACUGAUGCUGUAAGCAGAGCAUAACUAUGCAAAUUCUGUCAUGUAUAUUUUUUGUCCAGGCUUUGCGGACAGUGCCAUCCAGUGGGUGUAUUAGGCAUUAUCAACCAAAUAAUCCUACCUACGUUUGCAAUGCAUUACUGAGCUGUGAAUUAUACUCAUAUUUUAGAGCUGUGAAUUAUACUCAUACUGUAUUACACAUCACAUUUUUCAUUGUAACCUGAAAACUGGUCUUGAAUGAGGACAUGGUUGCAGAUUCAUUUCUAAAAUAAGACAAAGCUCUCCUUUGUGUUCCCUAUGCUAGUGCAUAAAAUGUCCCUUAUCUCUCCAAACGACUUGAGCAGCAGUGUAUUAAAUGUGUUCAGUGUAAGUUAUUUGUGAAUUUUAUAGACUUCUUGUUUUUGUGAAUAAAAACUCACUAAGUUAUAUUCCUCAAA
This is a messenger RNA of Pangasianodon hypophthalmus (striped catfish), 2463 nucleotides long. RefSeq names its product cholinergic receptor, nicotinic, alpha 3 (gene chrna3). Gene Ontology annotation, biological process: signal transduction; nervous system process; regulation of membrane potential. The transcript has 6 exons. Gene Ontology annotation, molecular function: acetylcholine-gated monoatomic cation-selective channel activity; transmembrane signaling receptor activity. Gene Ontology annotation, cellular component: postsynaptic membrane; synapse; neuron projection. The record is from RefSeq and is a predicted model, not a curated record. The coding region runs from base 89 to 1753 and encodes 554 amino acids. Lineage: Eukaryota; Metazoa; Chordata; Actinopteri; Siluriformes; Pangasiidae.